AUGCCUCAACUGGAUAAAUUCACUUAUUUGGUCAUGUCAGAAUUUGCACCUAUUUGUCUCUCAUUCCUGAUCAGUCUGCUAGUUUCUUUGAUCUUACUCGGUAUUCUUUUUGUUAAUCCAACACGAAAGUUGCCCCCAUGCAAGGUUUUUCCUAUGGCUCUCGGUCUUUUAUCUUGCUUUGGCACUCCUCUUGCCUUUAGUGCCGACACCGUACCUUCCCCUUCGGAUUUGUUUACGUAUACUUCCGACAUGCUGGAAGACUCGGCGAGUUCCGGGCAUAGUAGUAGUACCUCAGCGGUCAAUCAACCGCUUCCGGGGGAACAAGCUAUGCCUCCCGCUCUUCCUGUUAUGCAGGAAGCUGCUCUACCCUACCCCUAUCAAAAUAAUGAGAUUAUAGGGGGGGGGGGGGGGACAGUGUUGAAUCCAUCCAACGGAGGCUUUUGGGGAGAUUCCCCUCUCCUUCUGCCCAUGAGAUUCAAAUGGCCCGGAUUGAAGCCGAAGACCUAUUCGAGGUCAAGGUCGAUAUCUGUCAGAGUGCCAUUCCGGGCGGAUGCAGAUCAACACUCAGCCACCUAG
Messenger RNA from Vicia faba (fava bean), 576 nucleotides. Lineage: Eukaryota; Viridiplantae; Streptophyta; Magnoliopsida; Fabales; Fabaceae. The record is from the annotation of a GenBank genome assembly.